Molecule: messenger RNA, 608 nt
Organism: Funneliformis geosporum
Lineage: Eukaryota; Fungi; Glomeromycota; Glomeromycetes; Glomerales; Glomeraceae
Source: the annotation of a GenBank genome assembly
CAAAAUGAAAAGAAUCCAAAAAGUUGAAAAAAUUGGAGUUAUAGGCCAAAAUGAAGAAGCUGAAAUACUUUUUAAUCAAAAAAGAGGUCAUGGAAGGGGAAGAGGACAUGUAAGAGGAAGUCGUUUAAAAGAAAGUGGGCAUGGAAGAGGAAGUGUCAAACCUACAAUAUCUACAAUUAUUAAUGACUCAGAUUUUAUACAUGAAGGAGAAAAUAAUAUCAAAAAAGGUCAUGAGAUAAGAAAAGAAGGUGAAAAAACAAAUAUCGAACUUUCUGUUCCAAUCGCAAAUAUUGAUGAUUCUUAUUCAAGCUAUGAAAGAGAAAUGAGUUUUGGAAAAAUUUCUCUUAACAAUGUCAAUGUAGAAGAACCAAGUAAUCAAAGACGAAUAAAGAAACAUAAUUAUGCAGAACUAAUGAUUCCUGAUGACCUCAAUAUUACAAAUAAAUCAAAUGUUAUAGAAAAUAUAUUUGAUGAAAGAAAAACUCAAAAAAGAAAUUAUCAGCAGCAUGAAAGUAUAAAUUAUUCUGAAGAAUUGCAUCAAAAUCAUCGACAAAAUAAGAUUACAGCUUUGCUUCAAGUAGUUGAUAGUGACGAUAGUGAUGAUAAUG